Debaryomyces fabryi is the source of this 1317-nucleotide messenger RNA. RefSeq lists its product as uncharacterized. Lineage: Eukaryota; Fungi; Ascomycota; Pichiomycetes; Serinales; Debaryomycetaceae. The transcript has a single exon. The coding region runs from base 1 to 1317 and encodes 438 amino acids. The record is from RefSeq and is a predicted model, not a curated record.
AUGUCAGAAGGUACGAGUUUAUCUCAAGGCGACAAAAAGGAUAAAGCUAAGACUAGGUCGAGUAAUAGAACGUCAAGGAAUAAUGGCAGACAUAGACCAAGUAAAUCCAAAUCAUCGGCAAUAGCAGAAAAGAAGACAAACAAGAAAACUUCCAAGCCAAGAGAUAUAAAUAGUGAUUACAAGGUACUUGAAAUAUUUAAGUUAAUUAGAAAAUUCAAACCUGUUACUAUUAAUGGUAUCCCGGUGACAAAUAUUCUUAAGCAAGAGGAAAAAAAGGAAAAAGAAGAGGAACAGAAGAGUAUAAUACAUGCAGAGGAGACCAAUCAAAGUAAAGAAAAGAAGCAAAAGCAAGCAAAAAAUAAGAUACAAAAUGACGUACUCAAGAGCUAUAUAACUAGAAUAUUCACGAAUCAACCAAAUAAACCAAUUUACUUUUCAUUCGUCAUAAAGCCGUCAGAUCCCGACUUUCCAUUCGAUUUAGAAUCUUUGAAACUAAGCUUAUGCAUACCAUAUACAUAUCCAUAUAAUAAAGAGUCAAAACCAUCGAUUUACAUUUUGAAUGAUGAAAUACCUAAAGGUUUUGCUGUUAACAUCGAGUUAGGGUACAAGAGGAUUGUGGAGAUAGCUAUGAACAACGAGACUGACGAAGAAAUAGAACUAGUCAGCGGUAAGGGGUUGUUAUCCCAAUUGCAAACCCUUGAUAAAUAUUUAGAACUCUUCUUAAAACAAAAGAAGAGAGAUACAAUAAAAUUUGUUAAGCUGAAGAAAAAAACAACUCCUCAGAUGCAUAUGUUAGAUACCCCAUCCAGCUCACCUGUACCUACUCCAAAGUCCAUAUCUCCAUCUCCGUCACCAUCUCCAGUCAUUUCGGAUCAGAGAAAUCAAUUGAUAGGCGAAAUGAUCAACAAAUUGGGACCAAAUGUGAAGUUAUUGAAAAAGAAUCCAACCACGAAAUAUAAAAUAAUCUUACCAGUGCAUGCUGAACAUACCGAUAAUCCUUUAAAACCAGUUCCACCAGAGAUAUGGAAUUUACACGGCAGUUUAGAGAUCUUUUUGAAUAUUCCUUUUAAUUACCCAGAAUCUAAACUUACCAUUACUAUACCCACCAACUUUAGUGAACAUUUACUUGCAAAACAUGGUGAUAUUAAGGACUUACAAACUAUUAAAUUGACGGAACAAAACGUAGUCCGCAAUUUUGGAGCCUACAAAUUUAGGGAUGUUAACUUAACAUUUGUUAUUAAUUGGUUUGGUAAUUAUUUAGGUGUGUUCUGUUUGAAUGAAAAAGAAUUUAAUAGCACCGCAGAGCUUUUAUUGUGA